AUGACAACUUCUGUCUAUGUUUCAGGUGCCAGUGGAUUUAUCGCACAACAUGUGGUGCAACAAUUGAUCGAAAAAGGGUACCAUGUCGUGGGUUCUGUGAGAAGUAAAGCCAAGGGUGAGCUUCUUGUAUCGCAGUUUGGAAGCUCAUUUGAGUAUGAAAUUGUUGAAGACAUAGCCAAGAGCGGGGCGUUUGACGAAUCGUUGAAGAAGCAUCCGGAAGUAACUGUUUUUCUCCACACUGCUUCACCAUUUCACUUUGAGGCAACGGACAUUGAAAAGGAGUUGUACAUUCCUGCUGUUGAAGGAACUACUAAUGCUUUGAAAGCCAUUGAGCAGUAUGGACAACUGAUUACCCGGGUGGUGGUCACCUCCUCUUUCGCAGCAUUAAUAAAUCUUGAUAGAGAAAGUGAUCCAACAUUGACAUACACCGAAGAGGAUUGGAACCCUUUGUCGAAAGAGGAUGGUCUCAAAAACGCUUGGUUAGGAUACGUCGUAUCCAAGAAAUUGGCUGAGAAAGUGGCUUGGGACUUUGUGAAAGAAGCUAAACCUAAAUUCGAUUUGACAGUAGUCAAUCCGACUUACGUUUAUGGCCCGCAAGCCUUCCAAUCGGGCAUCAAGGACAAGCUUAAUACUUCUUCUGAGCUCAUUAACUCAGCUUUGAAGAUGGGCCCUAAUGACGAGGUACCUCCAGUUACUGGGCCUUAUAUUGAUGUUAGAGACGUUGCUGCAGCCCAUUUGGUAGCUUUUGAAAAAGACGAAGCUAAGAAUCAACGGUUGGUUAUGGCUGAUGGGCGGUUUACGUAUCAAGACUUUUUGGAUAUCAUUCACAAGCAUUUUCCACAAUUAUCGAAGAAUUUGCCUGUUGGAAAACCGGGCUCCAGUAAAGAGCAGCUUGCAAACAGCGCAAAGUUGAAUUUCUCCAAAACUGAAAAGAUUCUUGGUUUCAAGUACAUUGGGUUGGAGCAAUCAGUGGUUGAUAGCGUCAAGCAAAUUGUUGAAACAGAGAAGUGA
Meyerozyma guilliermondii ATCC 6260 is the source of this 1011-nucleotide messenger RNA. RefSeq names its product SDR family oxidoreductase. The coding region runs from base 1 to 1011 and encodes 336 amino acids. Gene Ontology annotation, molecular function: oxidoreductase activity, acting on the CH-OH group of donors, NAD or NADP as acceptor. NCBI's taxonomy places the organism in Eukaryota, Fungi, Ascomycota, Pichiomycetes, Serinales, Debaryomycetaceae. The transcript has a single exon. The record is from RefSeq and is a predicted model, not a curated record.